This is a messenger RNA of Acanthoscelides obtectus, 3534 nucleotides long. Lineage: Eukaryota; Metazoa; Arthropoda; Insecta; Coleoptera; Chrysomelidae. The record is from the annotation of a GenBank genome assembly.
CCGCUCUUUAUGGCGAUUUACCGACAAAUGUGGAAAAUCAUUUAUUUUAUCUAACUUUUAAAGAACAUGUUCGAAAUGGCCUCCAUUAUUUUCUAUACACAAGCAACACUUUCUAAUAAAAUUGUCCUUAAGUCGGACAUUUGUAUAUUCAGAUGUAUAGAUUAUCCCCUUAUAAAUCCCCCAUAUAAAGAAAUCUAGAGGAUUUAAAUCGGGUGAACUUGGAGGUCAUCGUAUGUGUCCACUUCUACCUAUCCAACGCCCAGGAUUUGGUCUACCUCUUCUAACCACAUACUCCCGAUACAUGCGAGCAGCUGCCCGAGCAUUUCCUAGGGCGGCAUCAUAAUAGUAAUCCAUUUCUGCAUAAUCUAGCGGAGAAUAUGACAUGAUUCUACUCAGAUUGCGUGAAUUAGUAAUUCUAGUCGGACCGAAGAUUGAACGCUCCCGCACCAGGAAUGCCGAGUUAUAUACUAUACUCCACCUAGGGACUAGCUUUUCUACUAAAUAUACAGGAUUCUUAGAAUGUAAUACACGAUUCAAUGUUAAGUAAAAAUAUUGAAAUAGAAACUUCAUUGGUAUUAAGCCAUUGAAAAAGUCUGAAACUAUGUGGUCAAAGCAAGUCACAAACAAUCCACACUAGAUAUCUAUCAUUACUAGUAUUUCAUCUACUACACUAUAACACGUGUGUGAAAACCCCACAUUGCCUUAUCUUAAAUGCAUAUUUACGUUAUCUGAUCACAGACAGGGUCGUAGCGUACAUCUCUCGUGCAUGCAUCCAUGGUCAUAGAUCACAAGAAUACGGAAGAAUAAUAAGUUGUAAACUGGCCUUGAUUUAGCUAGCCGUAUCUCACACCCGUAUUUCGGGAAAAAACAAAACGAUUGCUCGUCUUGCAGUUCCACGGGUCUGCGAUUUCAAAAACCCCAAAUGGCGAAGUGAUAGCGAAUGUUCGUAUCGUUUAUCGUGGCUCAAGAAACAAGUUGGCCCAACAAGUUGAUCCCACUCCUUCGAGGUCUUCCAAUUAGCCAGCAUGUGCAACCUGUUCACCCCUCCCUCCUCGACUAGUAAAAUAUGAUUCGGGGGAUUUUUUUAACAAAGUUGCAAAUCUGCGGGAAUCUUGUAUGUGUUCUGGGGAAAUUCUGUUUCAUCCAUCUGGCAACGCUGAUUUGACAACACUGGUCUUGAAUGACGUUUACAGUUUUGAUGUGUUAUUUGAAGGUAGUUUGAAGCGAGUUUUGAAGUUUGGAGGAGCAGAAAACUACAUACAUGUUUUGAGUUUUUCGUGUAUUCAAAACAUUUUAUUUUGCCAAAUUGACACGUUCAUCUCCAGGUUCCAGCUGUUAAUUGUUUGCAUUUUUGACCCAUAUGGAAUCUGAAGGAGCCAAAAUGUCAACGAAACUGCUCUUCCAUCGCGUUCCGCAGAAAUCUGACCCAAUGCAAACCCCAGUGCUUAUCCUGGGUCAACUGAACCAUCUCACGCAACUCAAAUUCGACAACGUCAGAUGCAAGCUGGAGCCUCGCGUUACCGAAGAGACAUUCAAGCUGGGCAUCUCCAGCCUCCACCCGUCGCCCACCGACACUUGCUCGCUGUACUUAAACUUGGCAACGGUGGCGGCGUUGCCGUUAAGAUGCAGUAGGCAUAACACGCCAUCCAGGGCACAUGCUGUCACGAAGUUGGUGCAGGCACAGUCGGUUGGAUUGGAUGAAGCUAUUGUGAUAGUGUGUCAACGUCGAGACAUUUUAGCCAGCGCGUGCGCGGUAGCUCGGGCCUUCCCGGUGUUCACCAUGAAAUCGAAAAAUGACAGUUCGUCUGUCACCACCGUCGCCGUAGAAUUCGUAAUUGUGCCUGAUAACGAAGAUGACGCAGCUGAUGGUAACCAGUCGUUGAGCGAAGAGGAGGUCGCGUUGCUAGAUGAAAUCACGCAAGGGGUUAGACUGGCUGCUAGGAUCGUCGACACUCCAUGCAACAUGAUGAACGUGGAUCAUUUUCUAGAGGAAAUCAAGAAGGUCGGAAAAGCGUUAAAGCUUAUCCCGACUAUAAUUCGUGGUGAACAGCUGGCCGAAAAAGGCCUUGGCGGCAUCUAUGGUGUAGGUAAAGCAGCCGAAGUACCUCCAGCCUUAGCGAUACUCAGCCACACGCCACCAAAUGCUCAGAAGACUGUCGCGUGGGUUGGAAAAGGUAUCGUGUACGAUACUGGUGGCAUGUGUCUUAAAGGAAGACUUACCAUGCCUGGGAUGAAACGAGACUGUGGCGGUGCAGCUGGUAUUUUAGGUGCCUUCUAUGCAGCUGUGAAAGCCAAUUUUCAACAUAAUCUCCAUGCUGUUUUCUGCCUUGCUGAAAAUAGCAUAGGGCCCAAAGCGACAAGACCAGAUGAUAUUCAUCGAUUAUACUCAGGACGUACUGUAGAGAUUAACAAUACUGAUGCCGAAGGAAGGCUUGUAUUGGCUGAUGGUGUUGUGUAUGCUCAGAGGGAUCUCAAGGCCGAAGUAAUUUUGGAUAUGGCGACGUUGACAGGUGCUCAGGGCAUAACCACCGGUAAAUACCACGGUGCCGUACAAACGAACAACGGCGAUUGGGAGGAUAGUAUGAUGACGGCUGGCAAAGUUUCCGGCGACCUGGUGUUCCCUCUGAUGUACUGCCCGGAGUUGCACUUCAGCGAGUUCAACUCCGCCAUGGCCGACAUGAAGAACUCCGUUGCUGACAGGAACAACUCGCAGAGCAGCUGCGCCGGCCUGUUCAUCGCCUCGCAUCUCGGCUUUGAUUAUCCUGGAACUUGGAUACAUGUCGAUAUGGCCGAUACUGUCUGUACGGGUGAAAGGGCAACGGGUUAUGGAGUCGCCCUGUUGACAACCCUGUUUGGCAGUUGGUGCAAUCAUCCACUUCUACAAGAAAUUUCACCAGGUCUCGACGAAAUAAGAGAGAGUAACGCCAAAAAACCAAGAACAAAAUUGUAAUGUGUUACUCGUUGCCGCAGAAAACACAAAGAUCGAAUGCGACAUAAUAAUUGUUGAACAGAUUUUUUAAAGUGGCGUAAAGAAAAAUCGAUUCAAUGUUUCAUAUUUCUUAUUUUUUUUCCCUAAUACUCGCAACUUAUCAUACAGUGCGAUUCAAAGACAGUGGCAAUAUUUUUAGAGCAAACUUUGUACCAACAGUGGUAAAGAUCAUAUUAAAAAAUGUUUGAGGUUCUAACUAAAAGAGUGGCGUGGACUGUCGCAUAUUUUGACCAAUUGGGAAUGAAAAACUUUUUUAAUACCCUGUUGUUGGUCAUGGGAUAUUUUAUGUAAUGUUUGGGUGUUCUUUCUGAUAUAGAAAUGUUGCUAUUGUUUUUCUAAUCGCCCCGUACAUAGCUAAACGUUAAUUUGAUAGCUUUAAAACUGAAUUGGCUUAUCAUUGCUAACGUUGGUUUCUGAAUCACUUUUUUUUUUCUUAUUUCAACCUUCUGAUCCUGUUUCUUUUUCAUAUUUAGUUCAGUAUUGCAAUUGUCAAGAGCUGAUUAACAGAUUGAUAUUUUAAGAUAAUAAAAUGGUUUUUGGAUUGA